AUGGCGGUCGCCACCGGUGGACGUUUCGCCGAACGCUCCGCGUCGGUGAAGCCGAUCGGACGCGAGCGCCCAGAACGUCGCGCGCGGCGUCGAGUGGUGCGCGUGGCGUCGACUCGCGACGCUCGACUCGUGGAGCUUUAUUCGGGCAUCGGCGCCACUCGACUCGCGCUGGAGCCUCUGGUGACGCUUAAAAGCGCCAUCGCGGUGGAUAACUCCGACGCCGCGAACGCGGUGUACGAGGCCAACUUCGCCGACGCCCCGCGAAGAGUCAACGUAGAGCACCUGGACUUGAAUGCGCUUUUCGCAUCUGGGAACGGGGACGAGGGACGACAGGGACGAAGGAACGACUACGUGUUGACUGUUUCUCCCCCGUGUCAGCCGUACACGCGACGAGGCAAAGGCUUGGCGUCCGAAGAUCCGCGCGCUCGAAGCUUUCACGCGGUGAUUGAUCAGCUGCGCGCGAUCGAGCACGUUCCCAGACGUAUAUUUGUCGAAAACGUCGUCGGCUUUGAGUCGAGCGACACGAGACGCGCGCUAUUGAACGCGUUAGGAAGUCGGCGAUACGACGUGAGGGAGUUUAUCGUUAGUCCGAUGGCGUUGGGCAUUCCGUAUUCGCGUUCUCGUUACUACUUGAUCGCGACUUUGCGCGAGGGCGGGUUUCGCGCUCCGACGCCGGCGUGGCUUGCGGGACGAGAAUUAAACGACGACGGAUCCGUCGUCACCUCUGACGCGCAGAGCAGUCCGUCAUCGUCAGCGACGCUCAGUGAGUACAUAGUCGCCGACGCGGAUGGGCGAGUGGACUUAUUGUUGAGCCCAGAUACGAUCAAGAAGUAUCGUCGCAUGCUCGACGUGGUGCACGCGAAGAGUCGGCGGUGCUCCACAUUCACGUCAGGUUACGGCAGUACAGUGUUCGGGGGCUCAGUCGUACUUCGCGGCGGUAACGAUGAGCUUGUGUCGAUGUUGGAAGUAGAUGUAAACGAGACGUCGGGCGUCGCUCGAAUCAGCGAGCGAGACAUCGAACGUUUCGUCGGCGAAUUGCGCUGGUUCGCCGUUGAAGAAAUCAAGAGGCUGCACGGCGUGCGGCGAGAUUUCACGUUCGACGCGUGUUCGACGAAGAAGGCGAUAUUCCUCCUCGGCAACUCGAUAUCGGUCGACGUCGUUCGCGAAGUGCUGCGCCAUUUGAUUCAAGACGGUUAG
This is a messenger RNA of Ostreococcus lucimarinus CCE9901, 1197 nucleotides long. RefSeq lists its product with no specific name. Gene Ontology annotation, molecular function: methyltransferase activity. The transcript has a single exon. Lineage: Eukaryota; Viridiplantae; Chlorophyta; Mamiellophyceae; Mamiellales; Bathycoccaceae. The record is from RefSeq and is a predicted model, not a curated record. The coding region runs from base 1 to 1197 and encodes 398 amino acids.